Tauraco erythrolophus (red-crested turaco) is the source of this 2513-nucleotide messenger RNA. Lineage: Eukaryota; Metazoa; Chordata; Aves; Musophagiformes; Musophagidae. The record is from RefSeq and is a predicted model, not a curated record.
AUGCCAAAUCCGGAGAGACAUGGGGGCAAGAAGGACGGGGGCGGCGGGGGGUCCUCGCAGCACGCGCCUGGCAGCGGGGGCUCCGACAACUCGGAUACCUUCUCCGACGAUGUGGCCCUCAAGCUGGACAGGAGGGAGAACGAGGAAAGGAAAGCGGACAGGAGCGAGAGGAUACAGAAGCACCGGCACCACCAGCACAAGCGUGUUCGUGAGCUGAUGAAGAGCAAACAGGCGGAAAAAGAGAGGAAGUUGGAAAAGAGCCUGGAGGCAUCCAGCAGGUCCGGGUCCACCAAGGAGAGAAUAUCGGGAUCCUCCAAGAGACUCCUUGAAAGCGAGGAGCACCCUAAGUCACUGUCCUCAAAGAGCAGCAACAAGGAGUCCCGGUCGGCCAAAGCGCACAAGGAGAAGUCCAGAAAGGAUCGAGAGCUCAAGUCCAGCCACAAAGAGCGCAGUAAAAGCCAUCGGAAAAGGGACGCUCCAAAAAGUUACAAAACAAUUGACAGUCCGAAGCGGAAAUCCAGGAGUCCCCACAGAAAAUGGUCCGACAGCCCUAAACUGGACGACAGCCCCUCAGGAGCCUCCUACAUCCAGGAGUACGAUCUCAGCCCUCCUCGCUCCCACACAUCCAGUAACUACGAUCCCUACAGGAAGAGCCCCGGCAGCUCCUCGCGCCGGCAGUCCAUCAGCCCACCCUACAAGGAGCCCGUGGCGUACCAGUCGAACGCUCGCUCUCCCAGCCCUUACAGCCGGCGGCAGAGGUCCAUCAGCCCCUACACCAGGAGGCGAUCCUCCAGCUACGAGAGAGGCAGCGGGUCGUACAGCGGCAGGUCGCCAAGCCCUUAUGGCCGACGGCGCUCCAGCAGCCCCUUCGCUGUGAAGCGGUCGGUCAGCCGGAGCCCCAUCGCCAGGAAGUCUGUGAAAUCCCGCAGCCGAAGUCCUGGCUAUUCAAGACACUCAUCAUCUCACAGCAAAAAGCAGAGGUCUGGGUCCCGCAGUCGCCAUUCCAGUAUCUCACCGACAAGGCUCCCGCUGAACUCCAGUCUGGGGGCUGUUUGGGAGCGGGCGGCAGCGGCGGCCGCGGCAGCCAAGGUGGAUGGAAAGGAGGCAAAGGGCUCGCCUGUUUUCCUGUCUAGAAAGGAGAACAGCUUAGCUGAACAUAAGGAGUCUGGAGCAGAAUCUAAAAAGGUCAUCAAAACUCUGAAAUCUGAAAAAUCGUCUUCAGAUACAGAAUUAGUGAAUUUACUGUAUACGAACGCAGAGACUAAAGCCCCUGCGGAGACAACAAAAACCAAGGCAGAGGAGAACUCUGAGAGGAAGCAUCCUGUUCCAGUUAGAGAUUCAAAACAGACGGGAACAAAAGACUUGAAGGCUGUAGCAGUGGUAGAGGACCUCUUAUCUCCAAAAGAGACAGACACAGCACAGAAGGAGAUUCCACCCCCACUCCCCUCAAUAAAAUCACCUCCGCCACCUCUACCGACAACCACACCGCCACCUCCCACUCCACCACUGCCGCCUUUGCCUCCAUCACCCGCUGUUCCACCUUUGCCGCCAUCCCAGCUGCCUCCCGUUCAGGUCCCUACUUCAGCCCCAACGUCUUUGCCAUCUUCUUCCCACCCACGGACGUCUACUUUAUCCUCUCAGGUGAACUCUCAGUCCUCUGUCCAAGUCGCUACAAAAACACAAGUGUCUGUGACGGCUGCUAUCCCACACCUGAAAACUUCAACGUUGCCUCCUCUUCCGCUCCCCCCUAUUUUAGUUGGGGAAGAUGACUUGGAUAGUCCAAAAGAGAUUCUUCCUCCAAAACCUGUGAAGAAAGACAGAGAGCAGAGACCACGACACUUACUCACGGACCUCCCGCUCCCUCCAGAGCUCCCUGGAGGGGAUCCAUCUCCUCCCGACUCCCCGGAACCAAAGGCAGCCACACCACCUCAGCAACCAUUCAAAAAGAGACCAAAAAUCUGUUGCCCUCGGUACGGGGAAAGGAGACAGACAGAAAGCGACUGGGGGAAGCGUUGCGUGGACAAGUUUGAUAUCAUUGGGAUUAUUGGAGAAGGGACGUACGGGCAGGUGUACAAAGCCAAGGACAAGGAUACAGGUGAACUGGUGGCUCUCAAGAAGGUGCGACUGGACAAUGAAAAGGAAGGCUUCCCCAUCACAGCCAUCCGCGAGAUCAAAAUCCUUCGGCAGCUCAUCCACCGCAGUGUUGUUAACAUGAAGGAAAUUGUCACGGACAAACAAGAUGCACUGGAUUUCAAGAAGGACAAAGGUGCCUUUUACCUUGUGUUUGAGUACAUGGACCAUGACCUAAUGGGGCUGCUAGAAUCUGGCUUGGUACAUUUCUCAGAGGACCAUAUCAAGUCUUUCAUGAAACAGUUAAUGGAGGGUCUGGAUUACUGUCACAAAAAGAAUUUCCUUCAUCGAGAUAUUAAGUGCUCCAACAUCUUAUUGAAUAACAGUGGGCAAAUCAAACUUGCAGAUUUUGGACUCGCCCGACUCUACAGCUCGGAGGAGAG